Molecule: messenger RNA, 4437 nt
Organism: Manis javanica (Malayan pangolin)
Lineage: Eukaryota; Metazoa; Chordata; Mammalia; Pholidota; Manidae
Gene: SLC13A4
Product: solute carrier family 13 member 4
Biological process (GO): transmembrane transport
Cellular component (GO): plasma membrane
Molecular function (GO): transmembrane transporter activity
Source: RefSeq, a predicted model, not a curated record
AAUGAAAGUUAAGGUGGGCCUCCAGCAAGAUUUUGUCCUGUGACAAGGAAUGUCUCCAGGACUUUUUUUCUGCUUUGGAGGCCCAGGAUCAAGGCAAAUUACAAGCGGGAAACCAAUGUGAAGGAAAAACGAACCAAGUUAAGGUGCCAGAUCCCGGGAGAGAAGACCAGCCCUCUCAGAAGCUUGAAUCUGCUGCCGACAAACUCGGGGGGAAGGGGCUUGUUUUAAGGGAAAGGGGAUACCAGAUUUUUUUAAGAGAAGGGGACACAGCAAGCACAGGUAGGAGGUGAAACUGGUACUGCCCAAAACAGGCCAUCAGAGAGAGGAAAACGAUGGACGGCACAACAUGCUCUGGGUAUUUUUAAUUUUUAAAGCCUUUAAGUGACUUCUUCCAGGCCGAGCGGCAGCAGCUUGGUGAAGGGGCUUUUGCUGAGCCCAGAAUGAGGUUCCGCUCUUACUGACCAAACAGAGGGAACCCACGAUGUCCCCGUCUGUCACCCUUCCCCGUUUCCUUUUGCUGGGCAUGAAACGAUGCUCACCGAUCCCAGCUAAAACAGGAGACGAAGAGCCCAGCCUUCUGUGCAAACCGGGGCUGUAACUGCGCUCUUCUGCCCCCAAGACGGGACAGGACUCCUGGAGGCCGAGGUCUAAGAAGGCUCCCUGGACUGACUGGGCGCUGAGCAGUGCCAGGGGGAGCCAGGCCCUUGGCCGCCGCUCGGAGCCGGAGGGAUGGGUUUGCUCAAGGGCCUCCUGCGAGCCCGGAACCUGCUGCUCGUCGUCUUCGCGCCGCUCCUGCUGCUCCCUCUGCCCGUGCUGCACCCCAGCAGCGAGGCCGCCUGUGCUUACGUGCUGAUCGUGACUGCUGUGUACUGGGUGUCGGAGGCCGUGCCUCUCGGAGCUGCAGCCCUGGUGCCCGCCUUCCUCUACCCGUUCUUCGGAGUUCUCCGAUCUAGUGAGGUGGCCGCGGAGUACUUCAAGAACACCACGCUGCUGCUGGUGGGCGUCAUCUGCGUGGCAGCUGCUGUGGAGAAGUGGAACCUACAUAAGCGCAUUGCUCUACGCAUGGUCAUGAUUGCUGGAGCCAAGCCGGGCAUGCUGCUGCUCUGCUUCAUGUGCUGCACCACACUGCUGUCCAUGUGGCUCUCCAACACGUCCACCACCGCCAUGGUGAUGCCCAUCGUGGAGGCUGUGCUGCAGGCGCUGGUCAGUGCCGAGGAGGAGCAGCUCGUGGCUGGCAACUCCAGCACCGAAGAGGCCGAGCCCAUCAGUCUGGAGGUAAACAGCCAACCUUCUCUGGAACUCAUCUUUGUCAAUGAAGACUCGUCGACUGCAAACUUCACUUCUCUGAUGCAGAACAAGAACCUGAACGGUGUGCCCAGGAUUGCCAAUCCCACCAAAACAGCAAACCAGCUGGGCAAGCAGCCGCCACUGUCCCAGGAAAAGACCAACACAGUCUUGACCCCAGGCCCCAGGAACCAACUCAACAGAAGGUACAAGUCCCAGCAUGACCAAAUGAUCUGCAAGUGCCUCUCUCUGAGCAUAUCUUACUCGGCUACCAUUGGGGGCCUGACCACCAUCAUUGGCACCUCCACCAGCCUCAUUUUCCUGGAACACUUCAACAGCCAGUACCCAGAUGCAGAAGUGGUCAACUUUGGCACCUGGUUCCUCUUCAGCUUCCCCAUCUCCCUCAUCAUGCUGGUGGUCAGCUGGUUCUGGAUGCACUGGCUCUUCCUGGGCUGCAAUUUUAAAGAGACCUGUUCUCUAAGCAAGAAGAAGAAGACCAAAAGGGAAGAGCUGUCAGAGAAGAGGAUCCAAGAGGAAUAUGAAAAGCUCGGAGCCAUUAGCUACCCUGAAAUGGUGACUGGAUUUUUCUUCAUCCUGAUGACCUUGCUGUGGUUCACCCGGGAGCCUGGCUUUGUUCCAGGCUGGGAUUCUUUCUUUGAAAAAAAAGGCUACCGCACCGAUGCCACAGUCUCUGUCUUCCUGGGCUUCCUCCUCUUCCUGAUUCCAGCAAAGAAGCCUAGCUUUGGGAAAAAGACUGACGGGGAGAACCAGGCGUCCUCACUGGGGAUGGAGCCCAUCAUCACGUGGAAGGACUUCCAGAAGACCAUGCCCUGGGAGAUUGUCAUUCUGGUCGGUGGAGGCUAUGCUCUGGCUUCUGGCAGCAAGAGCUCUGGCCUCUCCACGUGGAUUGGGCACCAGAUGCUGUCUCUGAGCAACCUCCCACCGUGGGCCGUCACCCUGUUGGCAUGCAUCCUGGUGUCCAUUGUCACAGAGUUCGUGAGCAACCCAGCCACCAUCACCAUCUUCCUGCCCAUCCUGUGCAGCCUGGCUGAAACGCUGCACAUUAAUCCCCUCUACACCCUGAUCCCCGUCACCAUGUGCAUCUCGUUUGCAGUGAUGCUGCCUGUGGGCAACCCCCCCAACGCCAUUGUCUUCAGCUACGGGCACUGCCAGAUCAAAGACAUGGUGAAAGCUGGCCUGGGGGUCAAUGUCAUUGGCUUGGUGAUAGUGAUGGUGGCCAUCAAUACAUGGGGAGUUAGCCUCUUCCACCUGGACACUUUUCCGGCCUGGGCUCAGGUCAGUAACAUCACUGAUCAAUUCUAACACAAGAGGGCAUGUGGCCCAACCAAAAGAGCAGCCAUGCCAGUGUCCAGCAGAAUCUGGCCAGGCAGCCAAGGAAAGUGCCAGCAGUGCCGCGGGAGUCUGCAUCCACCGCCCAGGGCGGCGCCCAAAGCCUCCAUGACUGCAAACGCACACUGGGAUGUUACUGUCUUCCCUGGCCUCCUUCCGAGGUGCAGGGCUCAAGAAACUUAAAAUCCUUCUCACUUCCUGCUGGCCAGUCUCUCCAGUUCUUUCCGAAGACAGGAAAAGAAGACAGCCUGUCUUAGUUGCUCCUCGGUGGCUAGGCCCCCCCUGCUGGCCAGCCUCACUAAGUUGGAUGCUGCUCUUCUUUUCUGAAUCCCGACUUAGGAGUUACAGGAGAAACCCAGAUCAUCCCACCUGUGCACAGAGAGUGAAACCAGUGCCAUCUCCUCUUCUGGGAGAACAGCUCACCCAAACUUGAGACCUGGUGACAGCUCCUUUCUCUGAAGUGUUUCUAUCCUAAGUUCUCUCCACAAAAAGGCAAUUCUUAGUCAAUGCUCUCUGUGGCAAUCAGGGCUCAUAUAUCACUACUGAUUCCCCGGCAGGCAUUCUCUUCAGUGGUUUCCUUUUACCUUGGCACCAAAUCCUGUAAAGACAUAGUAUUCCCCUUUAGAAAGAGGUGGGUGCUCUUCUCUUUGUCAAAGGAAAAGUAGAGAAAGAAGACACACUGACUCAGUACAGGUAUCCCCCACUUUCUGCUUCGCACUAUGACACUUCACUUUCACAAAAGACCUGCAUCAUCAGUGCCUGUUUUUGCUACCUGAAAGAAAUCCAAAGAGGAUUUUCGCUUUUACAAAACAGGUGAAAAGCAAAAAGAGUGUUCUGUGUUUGUUUGGCAGAGAGACUUAUGCAGGCCCCAGGCACCUGCACAGCAAGAGCGGCCCUGCCAGGCUCCUCUCCCAAAACCACACUCAGCAGCUUGGUAUCAAGCUACCAGAGCUUUACACCAUAUGUGUCUGUGCUUUAUCUAGAUUUAUCUUGUGCAUCUAUUAGCAAUACAUGUCCAGAGAUAUCAUAAAAGCAUGGGUGAGAUUAUUUUUUGGGUCUGGGGAUGGGAGAAAAUUUUUCCAUCUAAAUUAAUGGUAACUGGUUCUUCACUUGAUGCCAUUUUGACUUUGGAAAGGUCUCACAGGAAUGUUCCACUUUCAGACAGCAGAAGGAAGCCUCUCUUUCUCUUUGUUCAUCACAAAGCAUCAAUACUGCUGCACUGGUUAAGUUUGUGAGGGAGAAAAAAACCUUUCAUACCUGUCUUACUAAGGAAGCUAAACUAUAAUUAAGAUCACAGCACUACUUAUGAUAUUUGACUGACUUUCUUCUGGACAUAAUGGGUAGUUUGCUCCUAAGAAGACAAGUACAGAAAAGUCCAAACACAUCAGCCACUUUCUGUAAGUCUGUGAGGCCCUGGAAGGGAGGAGAGAGAUCUUACGUCUCUUUAAAUCCCAAGCAACUUACACAAUAUAGUAAACUGUGUAUGUUUCUCUUGUGAAAAAUCACUUUGGAAACCAAAGCCUCUCUCUUCCUCCUGAAAUCCCAGGCCACAUUCUCCAUGAUAGAUGACCUUGCUCUACAACUGGGUAUAGCUCCCAAUGCCCCCAGUAUGUAGGCAUUACAGAUUUCUGAUUUCUACCACUAGUUACCUGCUAACUCCACCUUAUGGGAAAGUAGUAUCCAAUUGUUAGUACAUUGUUUUUGUUGAUUUUAAGUCACUAUUGAUAGCAUAUGCAGUUCUCCCACAAUAACUUACCAAUAAAGUCACUCCUAUAGUUUACGGAGUACCUGUGAACUGUUGUU